Messenger RNA from Anopheles stephensi (Asian malaria mosquito), 2127 nucleotides. RefSeq names its product FGGY carbohydrate kinase domain-containing protein. NCBI's taxonomy places the organism in Eukaryota, Metazoa, Arthropoda, Insecta, Diptera, Culicidae. Gene Ontology annotation, biological process: carbohydrate metabolic process. The coding region runs from base 211 to 1872 and encodes 553 amino acids. The transcript has 4 exons. The record is from RefSeq and is a predicted model, not a curated record. Gene Ontology annotation, molecular function: phosphotransferase activity, alcohol group as acceptor; kinase activity.
UGGCGUCGUCCGACCAACCGCCAUCGGAAAGCAGCCACCGUGCGAUGCAAACCUCGAGGUCAAUUGGAGCGCGAGCUCGCCUCCAGUGUAGGGCUAGCCAGACUUCCGCGUAGUCGCGAUCUGUCUCGCACAGCAGCGUCCGGCAACGAGUGUUUUGCGUGUGUGAGAUAUUUUUAAAAAGGGAAAGGUGAAAGUUACCCCAUACGAGACAUGGCCAGUUCCGCUCCAGCGUAUUUGGUCGGCGUUGAUGUGGGGACGGGCAGUGCAAGGGCCGCUCUCGUUACCGGCACAGGUGAAGUGGUCCAGACAUGCGUACGACCGAUCCGGACCUGGAACACUCAGCCCAAUUAUUACGAACAAUCGUCGGACGAUAUUUGGACAGCGGUUUGCGAGUGUGUCAAGAAUGUCACGACGGGCUAUUCGAAGGAUCUCAUCCGUGGAAUCGGUUUCGAUGCGACCUGCUCCCUCGUGGUGCUCGAUGGGAAGAUGCAACCCCUAACGGUUAGCCCCUCGUCGAAGGACAACCAACGGAACGUUAUCCUGUGGAUGGAUCACCGUGCGGAGGAGGAAGCACGCUUCAUAAACGGGACGCACCACAAAAUGCUCAACUACGUCGGUGGAACCAUUUCGCUCGAGAUGGAAGUUCCCAAGUUGCUGUGGCUAAAGCGCCACAUGCACAGCGAAGUGUGGACCAAAGCUGGCGCGUUCUUCGAUCUGCCCGAUUACCUAACGUACCGGGCGACGGGGCUCGGUCACCGAUCGAUCUGUUCCGUCGUUUGCAAGUGGAACUAUGAUGCGGAGAAUGGACGGUGGUCGGAAGACUUCCUACAGGCGGUCGGAUUGCUCGAAGAUUUGAGCGGUGAUAACUGGAAGCUUAUCGGUACGCAGGUCCGUACGCCCGGGACACCGCUCGAGGGAGGUCUGUCACCGGAAGCCGCCCAAGCGCUUGGCUUAAACCCUGGCACGGCUGUUGCUAGCUCGAUGAUUGAUGCUCAUGCUGGCGCACUGGCACUGCUCGGCUGCCAGGGCCCCGGAGGCUCGGGAGAUGCAGGUAAGCUAACGUCAAAGUUGGCGAUCAUUUGCGGAACAUCCUCGUGCCACAUGAGCCUCACCAAGGGGCCGGUAUUAGCGCCAGGAGUGUGGGGCCCGUACAAACAUGCCAUCGUGCCGGACCUGUAUCUGAACGAGGCGGGCCAGAGUGCUACGGGCGUGCUGAUGGAUCACAUGCUCGAAACGCAUCCGUGUUACGGACAGUUGCUCGAGGAGCAUGGUUCGAAUGGGAAGAUUUAUGCCUAUCUAAAUGCUUUCCUGGAACAGUUGGCCAAGCGGCAGGGUGAAGAUUCACUCCAUCGGUUAACGAUCGAUCUGCACGUGUGGCCAGAUUUCCACGGUAACCGUUCUCCGCUGGCGGAUCCCAACCUAAAGGGAAUGAUUUCCGGUCUGACAAUGACGAAGGAUGUUCAAAACCUAGCCUUGAUCUAUCUGGCGCUCAUGCAAGCCCUUGCGUACGGCACGCGCCACAUUCUACAGGUUCUGGAGGCUUCGGGGCGUGAGGCAAUCACCUCGAUUUUGCUGUGCGGCGGACUGAGCAAAAAUGCUCUCUUUGUUCAGACACACGCCGACAUUUGCUCCGUGCCGGUGCUGCUUCCCACUGAACCGGAAGCUGUUCUGCUGGGAUCCGCUAUGAUAGGAGCUUAUGCGGCUGGUCUUUACGAUAGCUUGGAGACGGCAGCAGCGGGCAUGGGUGGUAGUGCGACCGUGGUAAAGCCAGACUUGAGCGACAGCAAUCGUGAUUAUCACGAACGAAAGUAUUGCGUUUUCCAGCGAAUGUACCUCGACCAGCGUGGGUACGAGCGUAUCAUGAAAGGAUAAAGAUGAAUGCCGGAUGGACCUAAACCGUCAAUGCAUUCCAAGCAAAAGCAACCCAUUACGAUACCUUACAUUUGAGCCCAACUGUUGUUCCGAUUAUAUUCUUAACUUGCUUAACGCUUAAUCUACCAUAAAUUAAGCAAUCACCGCUCAGCUGCUUAAAAGAGAAAACGUACCGGGUGGAGGUAACUACAGUUAAAACCAUACAUUUACGAAAUAAAAGCCGCCGCUUUGGUUUCAAUGACCGCUCGGCACACC